Messenger RNA from Lynx canadensis (Canada lynx), 2207 nucleotides. RefSeq names its product transmembrane protein 117 (gene TMEM117). The record is from RefSeq and is a predicted model, not a curated record. Lineage: Eukaryota; Metazoa; Chordata; Mammalia; Carnivora; Felidae. Gene Ontology annotation, biological process: intrinsic apoptotic signaling pathway in response to endoplasmic reticulum stress.
AUGGCACGCCAGGAGGCAGGGUAAACAACGGAAUUGAAGUUUUGAAGGAUGGGUAAAGACUUUCGUUAUUAUUUCCAGCAUCCCUGGUCUCGCUUGAUCGUGGCUUACUUGGUGAUCUUCUUUAACUUCUUAAUAUUUGCCGAGGACCCAGUUUCUCAUAGCCAAACAGAAGCCAAUGUUAUUGUUGUUGGAAACUGUUUUUCAUUUGUAACAAAUAAAUACCCUAGAGGAGUUGGCUGGAGGAUCCUGAAGGUGCUUCUAUGGCUACUUGCCAUUCUCAUAGGACUAAUAGCUGGCAAAUUUCUGUUCCAUCAGCGUUUGUUUGGUCAGUUGCUCCGGUUAAAAAUGUUUCGAGAGGAUCAUGGGUCAUGGAUGACAAUGUUCUUCAGCACAAUUCUGUUUCUCUUCAUAUUUUCUCACAUCUACAACACGAUUCUUCUAAUGGAUGGGAACAUGGGAGCAUAUAUCAUUACAGACUAUAUGGGCAUCCGAAAUGAAAGUUUCAUGAAAUUAGCUGCAGUAGGGACCUGGAUGGGGGACUUUGUCACAGCUUGGAUGGUCACUGAUAUGAUGCUUCAGGACAAACCCUAUCCUGAUUGGGGAAAAUCUGCAAGAGCUUUCUGGAAGAAAGGAAAUGUUAGGAUCAUUUUAUUCUGGACGGUUCUGUUUACUCUCACUUCUGUGGUUGUACUUGUCAUUACAACUGACUGGAUCAGCUGGGACAAGCUGAAUCGGGGAUUUUUGCCCAGUGAUGAAGUUUCCCGAGCAUUGGCUUCUUUCAUCUUGGUCUUUGACCUCCUCAUUGUAAUGCAGGACUGGGAAUUCCCACAUUUUAUGGGAGAUGUUGAUGUAAAUCUUCCUGGGUUGCACACUCCUCACAUGCAGUUCAAGAUUCCUUUCUUCCAGAAGAUCUUCAAGGAGGAAUAUCAUAUUCACAUAACAGGUAAAUGGUUUAACUAUGGAAUUAUCUUUCUUGUCCUGAUUUUGGAUCUUAAUAUGUGGAAGAACCAGAUAUUUUAUAAGCCUCAUGAGUACGGACAGUAUAUAGGCCCAGGGCAGAAGAUAUACACAGUGAAAGACUCCGAAAGUUUAAAGGAUUUGAACAGAACCAAACUUUCCUGGGAAUGGAGGUCCAAUCACACUAACCCUCGGACUAAUAAAACAUAUGUUGAGGGAGAUAUGUUCUUACACAGCAGGUUCAUAGGGGCUAGCCUUGAUGUCAAGUGUCUGGCUUUUGUUCCGAGUUUAAUAGCUUUUGUGUGGUUUGGAUUCUUCAUUUGGUUCUUUGGACGGUUUUUGAAAAAUGAGCAAGGCAUGGAGAAUCAAGACAAAACUUAUACUCGCAUGAAAAGAAAAUCACCGUCAGAACAUAGCAAGGACAUGGGGAUCACUCGAGAGAACACACAGGCCUCAGUGGAAGACCCACUGAAUGACCCUCCUUUGGUUUGCAUCAGGUCUGACUUCAACGAAAUUGUCUACAAGUCUUCCCACCUAACGUCAGAAAACUUAAGCUCACACUUGAAUGAAUCUACCAGUGGGACAGAAGCCGAUCCAGAUCCAACAACUUCUAAAAGUACACCUACGAACUAGAUUCACUUACUUGGAGACAGCACAAAAAGCAACCUUGAGUGUAACUUUAAAAAGUUAGUCUUUCCUUUUGUAAAUGUAAAGUUUACGUAGUGUUAGGUAAAGAAACACAAACAAUGCCACAACGGUGCUCAACAUGCUUUUUCUAGGACUCAUUGUUUUCUAUUUGUAUUAUAAUCUACGUGCCUCCUGUAUAUCUAACAGUCCUUUAGAGAUUGCUUUUCACAAUUGCACAAGCUAUUUACUGACUUUACAGCAUAGUAGAAGAUUAGCUGAUUACCCGUGUAUCUGAUGUUCAACCAUAGUGGUGCCUUGAGACAUUAAACUGUUUUUAACUGUACCAGAAAUGAAGUGUGGAACAGUUCUCUAACCUACUUCACAUGGGGUGUUUUUUGUUUUGUUUUUUUUUUUUUUUUGUAUACAAUUAUUUUUGAUCUACACUUGAUGUCUUAGCAGGAAACAGAUAUAGCCAAUAUGUGGCUUAGGAAGUAUCUCUUUUACCUAUUCAGCAGUGGAGUUGGUGACUCUGACAGCAGGAUUGCAGAGAGGCAUGGUGAUUGCCUUUGAAUUUGUAUUGGCUAUCUGCCAAAUACAAAUACAGAUUCAAAAUUCAGUAAUAG